AUGAGCCCUCAUCUGUCGAGCAACGGGGUUACCCACCUUAAGGAUGCCCUGGACAAACUGUCAUCCAACUUCCCUGGGUGCUUUCUAACUGUGGUGUCUCCCACCGAGGUGAUCUUCAAUUACCAGACCGGCCCAUUCGAUGUCCUCCAGCGUGAAACGAGCCCUUCUGUCGAUGGCAAUACCAUCAUCUGGGCCAGCAGUGUGACUCGCUUUGUGGUUUCUUUCGCCUAUCUGCAACUGGUGGACCAAGGGCUCAUCGCGUUGGACACUCCAAUGAGCAAAUUCUCGCCGGAGCUGGAAUCCAUCUCACGCCAGAUCCUACGAGGCUUUGAUGAACAGGGCGAUCCCAUCUUUGAGCCUUCUAUCCGUGCAAUCACUCUGCGCGAUAUGCUUAACGGGACGAGUGGAUUUGAUGCUGAGUAUGGAGCUAUUAUCAAGCAAUGGAAAGCCAUUCCGGGCCACGAAAAAGGCUUCAUCAACACCUGCAAGGCAGAGAGCCUCAUUCACACGCCUCCGACCGGCCAGCCAGGUGAAGUGUGGAAGUACGGAUCCAGCAACGACUGGCUUUCGCUUCUCUUCCCCCGAAUCGCCCACCAGGAGUUGGAGGAGUAUCUCCAGGAACACGUCUUUCGUCCCCUGGCCAUUCAAACGGCCUCUUUCUAUCCCCACGACGAUCCCAACCUGGUUGGACGCAUCAUGCCACUGCGAUGGAUCACAAGGACGGAUUCAGAUGGGAAACACGAGUUUGAGCCUUGGACAGGCCAACAGGGGAGCCAUUUCCUGCCCACAGGACGAGCCAACAUUGAAUAUCCCACCGGCGGAGCUGCCCUGUAUGCCUCUCCAGCCGAUAUCGCAACUCUGCUACAGAACGUGCUCGCUGGCCAUCUGGGUGUUUCAGAGAACUUUACCCCCCUGCUCAAGCCUGAAACAUAUCGUCUUCUUCUCUCUCCCGAUCUGGAGGGGCCACAGGUCAUCGGGGUGGACGAUAUGCUCAACGCGUACUUUCAUUUCCUUGAGGAGGAAAAGGACAUCUUCCUCACUACAGACGAUGUUAGUGUCACUCUGGGUAGCGUACCGAUGAUAGUUGGCAAGGAGCGCAAGGGGGGUUGGGGGAGACGCCCUGGAUCCGCUGGAUGGGGGGGAGCAGCCGGAACAGAUUUUUAUAUCGACCCUGCUACCGGGAUUGCGGUUGUCUUUUCUACUCAAUUGUUGCCUGGUAGUGGGCCAGUCGUCAAGGGGUCCAAGAAGAUCAUUGAAAGAGCGCUUUUUGAGGCUUUAGAGCAGAAAUAGAUCAGUAUAGAUAUAGAAUAAAUAUAUUCAGUGAACUAGGCU
This is a messenger RNA of Penicilliopsis zonata CBS 506.65, 1332 nucleotides long. RefSeq lists its product as hypothetical. Bases 1 to 1290 code for a protein of 429 amino acids. The record is from RefSeq and is a predicted model, not a curated record. Lineage: Eukaryota; Fungi; Ascomycota; Eurotiomycetes; Eurotiales; Aspergillaceae. The transcript has 6 exons.